AUGGCUGCAAUCGAUUCGACGUCAAAUAUAACUUGCAAGGAUACAUUCAUCAAAGAUGGAUACAUAUUCGAGAAAGAUACAGAGACAGGGCAACAAAUCGAAGAGAUGGAAGUAAACUGCAUACCUUUCGCAUCAGAGGCAGGGUUACAGUUCUACAAAACCAAUGUCCUUGACGACCCGGUAUUUCCCAUUCCGCGGAUUCUCCUUGAUAAGAAGGCUGAUUUUGUGAAAGCGCAAGCGACAGGUCCUUGA
Penicillium crustosum is the source of this 252-nucleotide messenger RNA. RefSeq lists its product as uncharacterized. Bases 1 to 252 code for a protein of 83 amino acids. The record is from RefSeq and is a predicted model, not a curated record. NCBI's taxonomy places the organism in Eukaryota, Fungi, Ascomycota, Eurotiomycetes, Eurotiales, Aspergillaceae. The transcript has a single exon.